Molecule: messenger RNA, 564 nt
Organism: Fraxinus pennsylvanica
Lineage: Eukaryota; Viridiplantae; Streptophyta; Magnoliopsida; Lamiales; Oleaceae
Source: the annotation of a GenBank genome assembly
AUGUCAGGUGUCUCUCAAGACGAAGACAAAAAGCCUGGUGAUCAGUCGAUCCAUAUCAAUCUUAAAGUCAAAGGCCAGGAUGGAAGUGAAGUAGUUUUCAGAAUUAAGAGAAGCACACAGCUGAAAAAGCUCAUGAAUGCUUAUUGCGAUAGGCAAUCUGUGGAAUUUAACUCUAUUGCAUUCUUGUUUGAUGGGCGUCGCCUCCGGGGGGAGCAGACUCCGGACGAGCUUGAGAUGGAGGAAGGUGAUGAGAUAGAUGCCAUGCUGCACCAGACCGGAGAAUUCAAAGUUUCUUCUUCAAGCGUUUCUCAAACACUUGGAGAGGAAGACACAGAAUCUGAGGAAUCUGAGAAAGAAGUCUUAGAAGCUGAAGAAGAAGACAGAGAAUCUGAAAAGGAAGACACGGCAUUGUGGAGUCGGCUGCAAAACCUCAAAAAUAAUGUUUCUAUCCAAGGUAAACAAACUGAUUCUGAAGAAGAAGAUGCAGUAUCUGAAGAGGAGGAUGCAGAAUCUGUUGAGGAAGCCACAGAAUCUGGAAAUCUGACUAUUAAAACUCAAAAUUAA